Molecule: messenger RNA, 1494 nt
Organism: Serendipita indica DSM 11827
Lineage: Eukaryota; Fungi; Basidiomycota; Agaricomycetes; Sebacinales; Serendipitaceae
Source: the annotation of a GenBank genome assembly
AUGUCUCGCUCUUUCUCCUCUUUUAGUAUUCUUUGCCUCUUGGCCAUCACAUCGACCGCAAAUGCGCACGGUGAACAUGAUAUGAAUCACCUUCACCGUCGUCAACUACCACCUUAUCCCUCUGGACCGGCCUACGAUGUUCCACCGCUCGAAUCCAUCGUGCCACUCCCAGCCGAUUAUAGCGCCAAUUCCUUGCCAGUCCCUACAACCUUUGCACCUGGUUCGACGCCUACUGCACUCCCAGGUGCACCUCCGCUCCCGGCUGCUACCAUCAAUAUCAAUGCAUAUCCACCAACAGACGAGAUACCGCCAGUCGACAGUCCCGAAGUCAAGCAGUGGAUCUCACAGAUUGACUGGUCGACCAUCCCUGCAAUUCCACCGACUUAUUCCAAAGUCUGUGGUGAUCCACAAAAUGCUGCCGCCGUCGCAGCGGCAGGGGCGAAUGGGACCUGUUGGUGGACAUGCAGCCUGUGCACCCGCGACGUCGAUAUUACGACCUGUGCCAACAAGGGUGAAUAUGGACACGGUUAUGAUGAUGGUCCCGGGUUGUACAGCCCCAAGUUAACGGCCUUUCUCGAGUCCAAAGGUCUCAAAGCGACCUUUUUCAUCGUCGGCUCGCGCGUCGUGUACAACCCGCAGAUGCUGCAGUACGAGUACAUGACUGGUCACGAACUCAGUGUUCACACGUACUCUCAUGGCGGCUCAAAGUUGCUUGGGUUGACGAGCAUGACCAAUGAGCAGAUUGUGGCCGAGUUUGGAUGGACGAAGAAGAUUAUCAAAGACGUGACGGGCGUCACGCCUACCACAUUCCGACCGCCAUUUGGCGACAUAGACGACCGCGUGCGCGCGAUUGCACUCGCCAUGGGCCUUCAACCCGUCAUCUGGUCCUCCAAGUCUUUUGCCGAGAUUUGGGAUUCGCAAGACUGGGUCGUACACGGUGGUGGCGUCCAAGCCGUACCCAACCAAGCCCGCUUCCAGGCCACCCUCGACGACUCGUUUACAGCCUUUCCCGACCACGGCGUCAUUGCACUUCAGCACGACAUUUACAUCGAAUCAGUCAACCUCGCCAUCGGGUACACACUCCCUUUCGUCCUGGGACCACAUCCGAAUAACAAUAAUCAGCCGUUCAACGUCAAGCCCGUGAUGCAAUGUCAGGGACGUUCGUUGGCGGAUGCGUUCAAUGAGACGAGUACGAAUAAGAAUAAUCCUGCGUUUGAUACAUCUGUUGAUGUCGCGAGGCGGAGGUCGAAUUUGGGCUACGCUGCGGCUCAUCCGAGUGGAGAUGCUGUUAGUGUGACGAGAACAUAUGUUAGUCCACCUCAUUCUACGCAAACCCAGACGCCUACUGGAACGGCUGGUGGGUCACCGACUAGAGGCGCGAGUUCAUCGACUACCUCUUCAAGGCCGAACGCUGGGGCUAUUAUCAUCCAUACAUACUCUGCUAUAGAGCUUUACGAAAACUGGGACGAAGAGCCGAAGACUGAAUUAACGUAG